This is a messenger RNA of Trichoderma reesei QM6a, 3576 nucleotides long. RefSeq lists its product as uncharacterized. Bases 1 to 3576 code for a protein of 1191 amino acids. Gene Ontology annotation, cellular component: intracellular anatomical structure; catalytic step 2 spliceosome. Gene Ontology annotation, biological process: spliceosomal complex disassembly. The transcript has a single exon. Gene Ontology annotation, molecular function: RNA binding; ATP binding. NCBI's taxonomy places the organism in Eukaryota, Fungi, Ascomycota, Sordariomycetes, Hypocreales, Hypocreaceae. The record is from RefSeq and is a predicted model, not a curated record.
AUGGACGACCUGUUGAACCUCGAGCUGCUGUCGCUCGUGUCCAAGGUCACCUCGGAGCUGCAGAACCACGUCGGCAUCAGCGACAAGACCCUCGCCGAGUUCCUCAUCGCCCAGCGCCUCGAGAGCUCCUCCAGCGAUGACUUCCGCAAGAGGCUCGAGGCGCUCAACGCCGACUUCCCGCCUAGCUUGGUCGACAGCCUGGACCGCCUCGUGGUGGCCAUGCAUCCCAAGUUCAAGGGCCAAAACGGCGAUGCGCACCACGACGAGCCGCACCAUCACAGGACGCGGGAGGAGAACGAAAAGGUCUUUAGUGGACUCGCUCUGCCCGAUAAGAAGCCUGCGUAUGACGACGGCGCAGACGCCAUCGAUGAUACGCUGGCGCUGCUAGAGGGGCUAGAGGGCAAGGCAAAAAAGGAGAAGACGUCAAGAAAGAGGAGUAGAAGUCCGGAAGACGGGGCCAGAGAGUCAAGAUCACGGCGGCAUCGAUCAAGGUCUCGAGACGGCCGGAGGCGGGACAAGUACAGGUCACGAUCACGGUCACAAGAUGCCGGCGACGAAGACUGGCGGGACGGAUUCCGAGAGAAGAAGUCGCGAAACCGAAGACGAUACGACUACAAUGACGACAUCGACGAGCUCAGCCGGGCGCCCGCACCCGAGGUGGACGACGAGCCGAUCAUGAACAAGGUGUAUCAGGGCCAUGUCACCGGAAUCAAGGACUUUGGCGCCUUUGUGAACAUUCACCACGUCAAGGGCAAAGUCGACGGCCUGGUCCACAUAUCUCGCAUAGUGUCCGGUCAGCGUGUAAACCACCCCUCCGAUCUGCUGUCUCCUGGGCAGCAGGUCUGGGUCAAGGUUGUCAGCAUCGAAGGCCGCAGGGUAGGGCUGUCCAUGAAGGAUGUCGACCAGGAGACGGGCCGAGAUCUCGAACCACAGGCGAGAUUGACUACUGGCGCUAACAUGGAAGCUCUUGGUGGUCGUGGAAGAAACGGAUUUGUCGAUGAUACACCCGCGAUGCCCCGAGAUUCCCUGGGGCCCCCGAGACGACAAAAGAAGCGAAUGACUUCACCAGAACGCUGGGAGAUCCGGCAACUCAUUGCGUCCGGUGUGGCCAAGGCUUCAGACUACCCCGACCUUGAGGAGGAUUACAAUGCGACGCUCCGUGGAGAGGGUGAGUUGGAGCUGGAGGAAGACGUUGACAUUGAAGUUCGAGAGGAGGAGCCGCCCUUCCUGGCCGGCCAGACAAAGCAGUCCUUGGAGCUUUCUCCUAUUCGAGUGGUCAAGGCUCCUGAUGGAUCCAUGAACAGAGCGGCCAUGGCCGGAACCGCGCUGUCUAAGGAGAGGAAAGAAUUGAAGCAGAAGGAGGCCGAGGCCGCCAAGGAGGAAUCAAAGGAAAACCUCUCCGCCCAAUGGAACGAUCCGAUGGCCGACCCCGAUAAGCGCAAGUUUGCUAGCGAUCUCAAGAACGCUCGAAUGAAUGCCAAGACGGAGGAGGAGCCCGAAUGGAAGAGGGCAGUCAUUCCCAAGGGCCAGUCAUUGGGCAAGCGCACCAACCUCAGCAUCAAGGAGCAACGGGAGUCUCUGCCCGUCUUUGCGUUCCGUUCCCAGCUGAUUGAGGCGGUGCGUGAGAAUCAGAUCUUGAUCGUGGUUGGAGAGACUGGCUCCGGAAAGACGACCCAGUUGACCCAGUAUCUCGCCGAGGCCGGGUUCGCUGAGGACGGCAUCAUUGGCUGCACGCAGCCUCGUCGAGUCGCCGCCAUGUCGGUUGCGAAGCGUGUGGCAGAGGAAGUUGGCUGCAAGCUCGGCGAAGAGGUUGGAUACACCGUCCGUUUCGACGACUGCACCAGCCCUGCGACGCGGAUCAAGUACAUGACGGACGGUAUGCUGCAACGAGAGAUUCUUGUGGAUCCAGACUUGACGCGGUAUUCCUGCAUCAUGCUUGACGAAGCCCACGAGCGAACCAUUUCUACCGACGUCUUGUUCGCCCUGCUGAAGAAGGCAUUGAAGAGGAGGCCCGACUUGAAGGUCAUUGUCACCUCGGCCACCCUGGAUGCCGACAAAUUCUCUGCUUAUUUCAACGAGUGUCCCAUUUUCACGAUCCCCGGCCGAACAUAUCCCGUCGAGAUCCUGUACUCUCGCGAGCCCGAAUCUGACUACCUCGACGCCGCGCUCGUCACGGUCAUGCAGAUCCACCUGACAGAGCCCAAGGGCGAUAUUCUACUCUUCUUGACCGGCCAGGAGGAAAUCGACACGGCGUGCGAGAUUCUAUACGAGAGAAUGAAGGCUCUUGGACCGAGCGUGCCAGAUCUGCUCAUCUUGCCCGUGUACGCACAGCUUCCGAGCGAGAUGCAGAGCCGUAUCUUCGAGCCCGCUCCCCCGGGCAGCCGAAAGGUUGUCAUUGCCACGAAUAUUGCCGAAACCUCCAUCACGAUUGACGAGAUCUACUACGUCGUUGACCCUGGCUUUGUCAAGCAGAACGCCUACGAUCCCAAGCUCGGCAUGGACUCUUUGGUUGUCACGCCCAUCUCCCAGGCACAAGCCAACCAGCGUGCCGGUCGUGCCGGUCGAACGGGCCCUGGAAAGUGUUUCCGCCUGUACACAGAGGCCGCUUACCAGUCUGAGAUGCUGCCGACAACAAUCCCCGAGAUCCAGAGACAAAACUUGUCGCACACGAUUCUCAUGCUCAAGGCCAUGGGCAUCAACGACCUCUUGCACUUUGACUUUAUGGAUCCACCGCCGAUCAACACAAUGUUGACGGCCCUGGAGGAGCUCUACGCCUUGAGCGCGUUGGACGACGAGGGCCUGCUGACCCGCCUGGGACGCAAGAUGGCAGACUUCCCGAUGGAGCCGUCGCUGGCCAAGGUGCUGAUCGCUGCCGUUGACUAUGGCUGCUCCGACGAGAUGCUCAGCAUCGUGGCGAUGCUCAACCUGCCCAACGUCUUUUACCGCCCCAAGGAGAAGCAGUCGCAGGCCGACCAGAAGAAAUCCAAGUUCCACGACCCUCACGGCGACCACCUGACGCUUCUCAACGUGUACAAUGCGUGGAAGAACAGCGGGUACUCGAACCCGUGGUGCUUUGAGAACUUUAUCCAGGCGCGGUCCAUGCGGCGGGCCAAGGACGUGCGGGACCAGCUCGUCAAGAUCAUGGAACGCUACAAGCACCCGGUGGUGUCGUGCGGCCGCGACACGCAAAAGGUGCGGCAGGCUCUCUGCACGGGCUUCUUCCGCAACGCGGCGCGCAAGGAUCCCCAGGAAGGGUACAAGACGCUGACGGAGGGCACGCCGGUGUAUCUGCAUCCCAGCUCGGCGCUGUUUGGGAAGCAGGCCGAGUGGAUCAUCUACCACACGCUGGUGUUGACGACGAAGGAGUACAUGCACUGCACGACGAGCAUCGAGCCCAAGUGGCUGGUGGAGGCGGCGCCGACCUUUUUCAAGGUCGCGCCGACGGAUAGGCUGAGCAAGAGGAAGCAGGCGGAGAGGAUCCAGCCGCUGUAUAACAAGUAUGCGGGCGAGGAUGACUGGAGGUUGAGUGCGCAGAGAAGAGGAGGGAGGGGUGGUGGUGGUGGUACUUGGGGUUAG